Messenger RNA from Acanthisitta chloris (rifleman), 710 nucleotides. Its product is annotated as calsequestrin-2-like. Lineage: Eukaryota; Metazoa; Chordata; Aves; Passeriformes; Acanthisittidae. Gene Ontology annotation, cellular component: sarcoplasmic reticulum lumen. Gene Ontology annotation, molecular function: calcium ion binding. The annotation marks the transcript as partial. Gene Ontology annotation, biological process: regulation of cardiac muscle contraction by regulation of the release of sequestered calcium ion. The record is from RefSeq and is a predicted model, not a curated record. The transcript is spliced from 5 exons.
GGCCACCUUGAGGAAGCUGCGGCCAGAGGACAUGUUUGAGACGUGGGAGGAUGACAUGGAGGGAAUCCACAUCGUAGCCUUUGCUGAAGAAGACGACCCAGAUGGUUUUGAGUUCCUGGAAAUCCUCAAGCAGGUUGCCAGGGACAACACUGAUAAUCCCGACCUGAGCAUUGUCUGGAUUGACCCCGAUGACUUUCCUCUGCUGAUCACUUACUGGGAGAAGACCUUCAAGAUCGACCUGUUCAGACCACAGAUUGGGGUGGUGAACGUCACAGAUGCUGACAGCAUCUGGAUGGAGAUCACAGAUGAUGAUGACCUGCCCACAGCUGAGGAGCUGGAGGACUGGAUAGAGGACGUGCUUUCUGGGAAGAUAAAUACUGAAGAUGAUGAUGAUGAUGAAGAUGAUGAUGACGAUGAUGACGACGAUGAUGAUGAUGACGACGACGAUGAUGAUGAUGAUGAUGACGAUGACGAUGAUGAUGACUAACUGUGACUCUGUGCAGUUUGACUUGUGGGUCCUGAGAGCCCUCCCCCUGUGGCAGGUCCCUCCGUUGGAACACCUGUUUGUGCGUCAACAAGCACCGCUGCUCCUCCUUCCCCCCUGCCCUGAUCCCCCUGUCCCAGCCCUUGCCAGGACACCCUGGCCUGAUUCUCAGUGGUGCUGAGCCACCAGGACUGCCCCUGCUGUGGGCAGCACCUGCAGGCACCCA